Nanorana parkeri is the source of this 1213-nucleotide messenger RNA. Its product is annotated as zinc finger protein 239-like. Gene Ontology annotation, biological process: regulation of transcription by RNA polymerase II. Bases 56 to 1162 code for a protein of 368 amino acids. The transcript has 2 exons. Gene Ontology annotation, cellular component: chromosome. Gene Ontology annotation, molecular function: chromatin insulator sequence binding. NCBI's taxonomy places the organism in Eukaryota, Metazoa, Chordata, Amphibia, Anura, Dicroglossidae. The record is from RefSeq and is a predicted model, not a curated record.
UGAAGAAGAAGAGACGUAUGUGAGGGAUGAUCAGCGAUAUACAGAGGAGGCCGGGAUGAUGAGGACAACCAUAGAGGGGGAUGGAAUGAUGAGGACAUUCAUAGGGGAGGAUGGAAUGACCAGGACAUUCAUAGCGGAGGAUGGAAUGAUGAGGACAAUGAGCUCAGCUAUGGAUGGUGGACUUCACAGUGUGGAUAGACCAUGGAAUCCUGCUGAGAGGCCUCAUUCCUGUCCUCAGUGUGGGAAAUGUUUUCUUCAUAAAACAGCCCUCACCAUACAUUACAGAUCUCACUCGGGGGAAAAGCCGUAUUCCUGUCCCGACUGUGGGAAGUGUUUUUCGCAGAAGUCCCACCUUUCCACACACCAGAGAUUACACACGGGCGAGAAGCCGUUUUCCUGCACUGAGUGCGGGAAACGCUUUCUUCGUAAGUCCAAACUGGAGAUACAUUACAGGUCUCACACAGGGGAGAAACUGUAUUCCUGCCCUGAGUGCGAUAAAUCUUAUUCGGACAAGGCCCAGCUCUCUGUACAUCAGAGAUUGCAUACAGGCGAGAAGCCGUAUUCCUGCCCCGAGUGUGGGAAACGUUUUUCAGAGAAGUCCCAUCUUAACACACAUCAGAGGUCUCACACGGGCGAGAAGCCGUAUUCCUGUUCUGAGUGUGGGAAAGGUUUUCCACAGAAAUCUGAACUUGUCAAACAUCAGAGAUCUCACACAGGGGAGAAGCCGUAUUUCUGCUCUGAUUGCGGGAAGUGUUUUUCACAGAAGUCCCACCUUUCCAGACAUCAGAGAUUGCACACAGGCGAGAAGCCAUAUUCCUGUCCUGAGUGUGGGAAAAGUUUUACACAGAAGUCCAAUCUUACUUUACAUCAAAGAGUGCACACAGGGGAGAAGCCGUACUCCUGCCCUGAGUGCGGGAAAGGUUUUGCAGAUAAGGCCAAGCUUUCUAGACAUCAGAGGUUGCACACAGGUGAGAAGCCAUAUUCCUGUCCUGAGUGUGGGAAAAGUUUUUUGCAGAAGGCCAAUCUUUCUGUCCAUCAGAGAGUGCACACGGGCGAGAAGCCGUAUUCCUGCCCUGAUUGUGGAAAAUGCUAUGCUCAGAAAUCAGAUCUUAUUAAACAUCAAAGAUCUCACACAGUGGAAGAAAUCAUACUGCUUCCCUGACUGCGGGAAUUUGUUUCAAGAGGACCCACGUUUAGAUGAUUGCACACAGGU